Paramisgurnus dabryanus is the source of this 4400-nucleotide messenger RNA. RefSeq names its product tripartite motif containing 8a (gene trim8a). NCBI's taxonomy places the organism in Eukaryota, Metazoa, Chordata, Actinopteri, Cypriniformes, Cobitidae. The record is from RefSeq and is a predicted model, not a curated record.
GAGUAUGUGAACUGUAUCCUGAGUUGCAGUCUUGUGCCUGCAUUCCUCUCAUCUAGGAUUUGCUUUGAAAGAAGAAAAAUCAUAAAUAAUAACACACGCAGACUGGAAUACGGCUUUGAAGAAUCUGUUUUUAAUACGGACUAUCAUUAUAUAGGACGUGAUUUACAUGGAUGAUCGCUGAAUUUUUGGGAUCGUUUUGCUUUGCGCGGACCAUCUAUAUAUAAAGGAAGGGCACACAAAUUGGUUGAAAAGUAAAUAGAUACGUCGUAAUUAAUUCGCGUUAAACAGAAAAACAAGAUGGCUGAUGAGCGAUAACGAGAGCCGAACGAUAUCGUCUCCUUUAAGAGCAAGAAAGGUAUCUGGGUUUAAUACAUGAAUAUUUUAGGCGAGUUAGCUUGAUCAAAAUAAAAUAGAUGACAUCGGGUACUAUAAAUGAAUACAAUGCAUCUGUGUUAAGUGCGGACAGGUAAACAUCAAACGAAACAUGGAGAGGGGUCGCGAUUUGGAUAAUUCUUUAAUGUUUAACCAACACAGAUAGCAAGGGAAUAGCUUUUCUAUUCUAGAUAACAUCUCUGGUCCGUUUUUGUUUUUUUAUGCUUCAAAACGCGUAUGUUGACAUUUAAAGUCCUGUUGCGAGUCGCGACUAGACAAAAUUUGUUUCUGGGUUUACCGGCUGCUUUUCUUGUAGUUGUGAGGAAACGAAAUCCUAUCGAUACAGUGUUGAAAGAGCAACACGGGGGCUAAGGUUUACUUUGAGAGGAGCGAUUAUAAUUCCAGCAGGGCAAAUAUCAUGUGCCCUGGGCACAAAUCAAAUGCGUGAUCGACUGCUUUAGUAAAUGACUGCUUGCGAAAGGACAUUUUCAUCACUUGAACUUCGUGGCGUCACCCUUUUCCUGUUUUAAACUUGGUUAAUGAUGAUACGCAUUUACAUCAUGAUUCAGCUGAUCUCAUUAUGAAUAUAUAUGAUGGCAUGUUGGUAUUUAUAAUAAGCACAAUACUAUGCAGUAGCACUUAUAGGCGGUAGGCUAGUUUUAGCGAACAGUCAGGCAUCUGUCAGUGAGACAUUUCUUGUGUUCUGCUUUUGUCUCGGUGUACGAUCAUUUGAAAUACACGUAAAUUCAACUUAAAAUCAAACAUAUCGACUGCUGUUUUACUUUCGAUCUUUCUCAAUUUUGAGGAUUAACUACAUAUAUAUUUUAGCAAAACUUUCUUCAUUUAAAAGGAACCAGUUUCUCUCGUUAGAAAACCUACACAGAACUGCAAUAACGCCCAACGCCAGAUUCCUCUUUUCCUCGUAAUUCAUAGUUGACAACUUUGCCAGUAGCAGAGGCGCUCGCUUGGCAUGUUUGGGUCUGAUCAACAGCUGUUUGUCUGGACCAUCUGUGCUCGUAUGGUUUUUAUCAACUGGAUGUACUAAUGGGGUCACAAUGAUUCAAACAUUUGGACGGUGCUAGAACUUAGUUUUUGAUAUAUUUACGAGCCUACAGAGCUAUUUAACUCAAUCCUGGAUGUCGGAUCAACUGGUUGAGAUGGCGGAGAGCUGGCGGAACUGUUUGGAGGAGGAACUCAUUUGUCCGAUAUGUCUGCAUGUGUUUGUGGAGCCCGUGCAGCUGCCCUGCAAGCACAACUUCUGCCGGGGCUGCAUCAGCGAGGCCUGGGCGAAAGACACGGGCAACGUGCGCUGUCCCGAGUGCAACCACGCGUACAACCAGAAACCAAAUCUCGAGAAAAACAUCAAACUCAACAACAUCGUGGAAAAGUUUAACGCGCUGAACGUUGAGAAAUCACCGGCCGUGUUGCACUGCAUCCUAUGUAGACGAGGACCUCCUAUUCAAGCGCAGAAAGUGUGUCUUCGUUGUAAUGCACCAUGUUGUCAGUCUCAUAUUCAGACGCAUCUCCAACAACCUUGUCCAGCCCCUGGGCAUUUACUGGUGUCGGUUGAGGAGGUCAGGGCCUGGAGCUGUCCACACCAUGAUGAAUACAGACUCUAUCAUUGUGAUGUGGAACAGGUGGCUGUCUGCCAAUAUUGUUGCUUCUCCAGAUGUGCACCCAACCACGGCCAUGCGGUUUGUGACGUGGAAGUACGGCGCAAUGAUUUCAGGCAUAUGUUAAUGAAGCAGCAGGAUCGUAUUGAUGAUCGAGUAAAAGACAUAGAGGAGCAGCUGUAUAAGUUAGAGUCUGACAAACUACUGGUGGAGGAUAAGGUCCAGCAGCUGAAGGAGGAGGUGCGUGUGCAGUAUCACAAAAUGCAUCAGCUUUUAGAAGACGACCUGGCUAGGACUCUAGAGGUUCUGGAUAAAGCCCACUCGAAAUACUGCCAGGAAAAUUCAACACAAACUCUGCACCUCAAUGAACGAUGUCAGGAAGCCAAGAAACUUCUCAGCUCUGUACAAGUCGUGUUUGACAAGGCAGAGAAUAUUAACAUUAUGAAGAACACAAAACCAGUGAAAAUCCUAAUGGAUAGAUCACAGUCAUGCUCGGGGAUUGUUCUUCCUCCUUACAAAGUGGGCCAUCUCAAUUCCAAAAUGUUCCUCUCUGAAGUUUCAAAAAAAGAGAAGAACUUGAGAAAAUUACUGGAAGCACCAUUAACUACCCCUGCGCACUUCCUCCAGAGCGUUUCUGUCCACCCCUCCAGUGUGAAUAACUCCGGGGGUGAGAAACGCAAACACUCCACGGCCUUCCCCGAAAGCAGCACCAGCUUGCUGGAGUCCUCGUCAGGCCCCAUGAGCAAACAACAGUUCCUGGGUCAAGGUUCCAGCUCAGCGGAUGGGUCAACCUCCCAGCCGCCCAUGGCUCCCUGUAGCUCCACCCAGCACAUCGUAGGCCUCAGCAGUAGCAGUGGAGCACAGUCAGUCCAUCAUUCCAGCUCCGUCUUUACACCGGCUGACUACCCCAAUGCCAGCUCUUCCCAGCAGGCCAUGCUGCCACAAUACGGCGGUCGCAAAAUUCUCAUGUGCACGAUGGACAAUUGCUACUGCUCUGGCGUACCCUCCAUAUCAAACCACCGAGGCCAUCCUCCGUACCCACGCUCUGGAUCUUUCCCUUGGACACAGGAGUACUCCCACCCCCUGCCUUCCACUCCUUCAAUGUCCCAGCCCCUUCAGGGCCUCUCCAUGCACGACUGGAUCGACGCCUCACAAAGCCACAGGCACCCUGACUUCUAUGGACUGUAUGGGCAAUCUUCCACUAAACCUUAUGUCACAAGUUAACCUUCCACCGCUGUCUCAUGUACAUCUCUGGUUUAUCUCCGAUAACUCACUCAUUUUAUUCUUGAUAGUUUUCAGAUUUUUUUUUCCAGUUAAAAGUUCUGGCAUUUUUUCGUAAUACGAUGGCUUUCGAAAUACGAAGCUCUUUUGAAUCUCUUCCAACUUAAGCAUUUAAAAACCUGUCUAUCUCUGUGUAAUGAAAGAUAAGGGAAUCUUUCAGUGAGAAAUGUGGAGGCGGGACCCAACAGAGUUUUUUUUAAAUUACAAACAGAUUUUGGAUAAUUGUAGAGGCUGCUGACCCAGAGCAGAUAAUGAUCACUUGUUGGAAAGGAGCGAGUUUUAACUUCUUCACCUCCCCACUUCCUGUUUUUAGGGUAUCUGGAAUCAUUUAUAUGACGUGGUGUUCCUAUUUACAUUGCUAUUUAACGUCUUACCGUUUAUAAUGGUAGAUGGGUUAUUGUUAUAAAAAAGAGGAAUAGCAAAGAGUUUGGGGUUUUGUUUAUCAUAUUCCACCUCUUCUGCACCUUGACAUUUUGGCUCUAAACUGUACCACGUAACCAUGUGUCUGUGGACUGGAAGAUUAGUUACUUGCAUUCCUAUCAGGCCAGAUUAUCUUGAUUUUUGUUUCGUUUACAAUUAUGUAUUAAUAUUUGACAGUAGGUUGGAAACAAUCAAUAUAAAAACUCAAAACGGGUUAAAAAAAAUUCCUUUAAAGGUGUCUUCAGAGAUCACAUAGAGUUCUCUCUAACAAAACCACUCAGCUUAAAUUUCCAUUUUAUGCAUCUGAAAUACUUCUAGAUUCUGCUUCCUGUCGGUUAAGGUCACUUCCUGCAUUCAAGCACACAUGUAAAGCAUGUUCAAGACCAGAUUGGUGUCUGCUACACACCUUUCAAUUGUAUCACCGUGUUGAUUUACAGUACUUCCUGUUGUAGUUCGUAAGAGAGAAGCCCAAUAGGGUUUGUGAUCACUGUGCAACACUGAUUGUCACAAACAUGCUGAAAAUCAUUAAACUUCCUCUCUGUGAUUGUAAGCAUGCAGGAAAUCCUUUCUGUACAUUUACAACUCCAAGAGACUGAGUUGAGGGUCGAGAAUGGAUGGUGACUUUUUUCACAUAUUUUAUACAAACUGAACGGACUGCAUACAUUUGGAAAUCAAUGUGCUUCAAAAGAGUAUUAAAUGCUGGUUUAAACAGAA